AGCCACCCUGGGCCGGGGGCGCGCGCUCCCGUGCGCGUCCGUGUCGGCGGCCCUGGCCCCGGCGCCCAGACUGAGCGAUGGGCGGCAGCUGGGACAGGCGCGUCGCGGGCCCCCUCCACCUGCUGCUGCUGGCGGCCGCGUUGUCGGCGCCGGCCCGGGGUACGAUCCCCUGGACCCAGGAGAAGAAUCAUCACCAGCCGGCCCAGCUGAGUUCCUCGUCUCUCCGGAAAGUCGUCCAGAGCACCAACCUCUCCACCAUGUGGAAGGAUGAGCUGACCCCACUGCUGAUUGAGCGUUAUCCUGGCUCUCCUGGAAGCUACGCGGCGCGCCUGCACAUCCUGAGCAGAAUUCAGAAGCUGACGGCUCCGUGGACCGUGGAGGUGGACACCUUCGUGAGCUGGACCCCCUUCGGGUACCGGUCUUUCUCGAACAUCAUCAGCACCCUCAACCCGUCCGCCAAGCGCCACCUGGUCCUUGCCUGCCACUAUGACUCCAAGUACAUGCCGCACUGGAACCGGGUGUUUGUGGGUGCCACCGACUCGGCCGUGUCCUGUGCCAUGAUCCUGGAGCUGGCUCGUGCCCUGGACACAAAGCUUGUCUCCUUGAAGGCCCAGGAUCUCUCCCUGAAGCUCAUCUUCUUUGACGGGGAGGAGGCGUUUCAGAGCUGGUCACCCAGCGACUCUCUCUACGGGUCCAGGCACCUGGCGAACAAGAUGGGGUCCACCCCGCACCCGCCUGGGUCCCAGGAAACCAACCAGCUGCAUGGCAUAGAUUUAUUUGUCCUGCUGGACCUGAUUGGAGCCCCCAACCCCACCUUCUCCAGCUUCUUCACCAGCACCGUCCGGUGGUUCCGCAGGCUGGAGACUAUCGAACGUCAACUGCACGAAUUAGGUUUGCUCAAGAACCACUCCCUGGAGACCCCGUAUUUCCAGCACAACGGCCGGGAAAGGGGCGUUCAGGAUGACCACAUUCCGUUUCUGCGAAGAGGUGUCCCGAUUUUGCUCCUGAUCACAUUUCCCUUCCCUGACGUCUGGCACACCAUGGAUGACGAUGAAGAGCACCUGCACAGAGACACCAUCGACAACCUCAGCAAGAUCAUGGCCGUCUUCGUGUCCGAGUACUUGCACCUCAACUUCUGACGCGGCGGAUGGCAGGUCAGGGAACCAGACCCCAGACAGACCCGUUCUGUCGGUAUCUUCGAAUAUCUGAUCAAUAAAUCCUAGAUUUGC
Molecule: messenger RNA, 1229 nt
Organism: Sorex fumeus (smoky shrew)
Lineage: Eukaryota; Metazoa; Chordata; Mammalia; Eulipotyphla; Soricidae
Gene: QPCT
Product: glutaminyl-peptide cyclotransferase
Exons: 7
Coding region: 78-1139 (353 amino acids)
Molecular function (GO): glutaminyl-peptide cyclotransferase activity; zinc ion binding
Source: RefSeq, a predicted model, not a curated record